This is a messenger RNA of Orbilia oligospora ATCC 24927, 201 nucleotides long. RefSeq lists its product as uncharacterized. The coding region runs from base 1 to 201 and encodes 66 amino acids. The transcript has 2 exons. Gene Ontology annotation, cellular component: microtubule cytoskeleton; cytoplasm. Gene Ontology annotation, biological process: protein folding. Gene Ontology annotation, molecular function: GTPase activity; GTP binding. Lineage: Eukaryota; Fungi; Ascomycota; Orbiliomycetes; Orbiliales; Orbiliaceae. The record is from RefSeq and is a predicted model, not a curated record.
AUGUUAUCCAUACUCCGGAAGGCAAGGUUGAAGGACAAGGAGAUGAGGGUGUUAAUGUUAGGGCUUGAUAAUGCAGGAAAGACCACCAUCGUAAAGCAGAUCAUGCAUGAAGAUGUAAACACCGUGAGCCCUACCUUGGGGUUUAUCAUCAAAACAAUCGAAUACCAAGGGUAUGCCAUUUCCGUCCUAAUAUAUGUUUAG